AUGCGUUUCACUGCCGCCACUGUUGCCCUCUUCGCCGGCCUUGCCGCUGCCCUCCCCAACGGAGACGUCGAGACCGUCUACCAGACCGAGGAUGUGACCAUCACCUCGUGCGGUCCUACCGUCACCGACUGCCCCGGUAACCAGACCCCCACCUCCACCCCCGAGGGUGCUGGUGCCGUCACCCCCAGCAACCCUCCCCCGGUGGCCACCACCUCCACCGAGGCCUCCGAGGUUGCCAGCAGCACCGGCGUCCCCAGCAGCAGCGAGGCCGUGCCCCCGGUUGCCCCCACCAGCGCUCCCGCUCCCCCCAGCGCCCCGGCUCCUUCCCUGUCCACCUCGUGGCAGAAGUUCACCACCUGCGUGCCCCAGGUCAGCUCCAAGCCGGUUGUCGUUACCGUUUCGGCUCCCGCUCCCACCAAGCCCGCUGGCAACAAGCCCUCCGUCCCCGUUGUCCCCACCGGCGUUGCUUCUUCCUCUGCGGGUGCUAUCCCCAGCGGCAGCGUGACUCCCUCCACCUCCGCCCCUGGCUCCCUCUUCACCGGCGCUGCCAACACCGUCAGCGGCUCUUUCGGCCUUGCUGGCGCCGCCGCCGCCGCCGCCUUCUUCCUGGCUUAG
Molecule: messenger RNA, 615 nt
Organism: Aspergillus campestris IBT 28561
Lineage: Eukaryota; Fungi; Ascomycota; Eurotiomycetes; Eurotiales; Aspergillaceae
Product: GPI anchored serine-rich protein
Exons: 2
Coding region: 1-615 (204 amino acids)
Source: RefSeq, a predicted model, not a curated record